Messenger RNA from Rhipicephalus microplus (southern cattle tick), 3237 nucleotides. Its product is annotated as titin-like. NCBI's taxonomy places the organism in Eukaryota, Metazoa, Arthropoda, Arachnida, Ixodida, Ixodidae. The record is from RefSeq and is a predicted model, not a curated record.
AUGAAGCCAGAAGAUAAAGACAAGGUACCUGAGAUAGUCACUGACGUGCAAGAGAAACUGGGCGCUGAGGAUGUACCGUCGAAGACAUCGCAUGAGUCAGAAUUGUACGCUUUAGUUCCCAAAGAAGCAAUACAUCCAGAGGAAAAAGAACCUGAGGCUGUGUCUUCUGUACUAGAACCUGUGUCGAAAGAACCGUUAAUGAAACGAGAAGAAGCAAUGCUGAAGAAAGAUGAAGUACCUAAGCAAGUAACAGACGUACAAGAAAAACAGGGUGUUGAGGCAGUACCCUCAAAAGAAUUACAUGACUCAGCAGUGCACGCUGUAAUUCUUACGGAAACAAAGACUCCAGAAGAAAAGGAAACUGGGGCUUUUUCUCCCUCAGUGGAACUUGUGUCUAAAGAACCAUUGAUGGAGCCGGAAUACAAAGAAGAAGACGUACCUGAGGAAGCAGCUGUCGCACAAGAGAAACGGGGCGUUGAAGCUGUACCAUUAAAGGCAUUGCACGAGUCAGAAGAACGUACUUUAAUUCCAAAGGAAGCAAAGCCUCCCGAAGAAAAAGAAAUUGAGGGUCUUUUUCCUUUUGUAGAACCUGUGUCUAAAGAACCAUUAAUGAAACCUAAAGACACAAAAGACAAGGUACCCGAAGAAGCAACUGAUGUACAAGAGAAAUGGGGUGGUGAGGCUAUACCUUCAAAGGCUCCGCAUGAGUCAGAAGUGCACGCUGUUAUUUCUAAGGAAGCAAAGCCUCCAGAAGAAAAAGAAACUGACACUGUGCCUCUAAUACUGGGAGCUGUGCCUCCACUACAGGAAAAGCAAAAAGUUUUAGCGCUUCCAUUAACAAAACACAAAACUGGGCUUGAGGAGGCUGUUGUAUCACUUCCUGAAAUACAGGUGAAAGAAACAAUUGAGCCCACCAAGUGGCUAAGCGCCGAGAAAAAAUCCGACGUCAAGGAACUACAGUCGGCACACAGAGCACUUCCUGAGGUACCGGAAAUCGAGCCUAAGGCUGUGCCAUCGCAGACAGUUGAGGAUGAAGCGAAGGCACGUACGGCACCAGCGCAUGAUCCCGAAGUUGCUAUGACCCGGGGAGAGGUUUCAGCAGAACGCGGCAUUCAGGAAGUAGUAGCGACUCCAAAGGCAGAAGAAAAAGAGCUUCAAGGGGAGCCUGGUGAGGAAAUGUUUAAAUUGAAUGUGAUGAUCGAAAUAAGUCCAGCCUCACUGACGAAAUCCGAAAAGAAAGACGAGAAUGAAAAACCAACUAUAGCUGCCGCUGGCGAGACUGAAGAGCGCGCAACAAAGAAUGUUGAAGGGGCUGAGACAACGCAGGGAAAGACCGAAGCUCCAGAAACACCCGAAGUUGUUCUGGAUGAAGAGAAACGUGUCCGUGAAAUAUUGGAGUUUGAAAUAAAUCUCUGCAGAGCGCGCAACCUCGGUAGCGCACUGCCCAAAGCUGAAGAGCUCUUGCACGUUGGUACACCAGCUAGUGAACCUGCAGACUCUGCGGAGCCGGUGCUACUUGAGGAGAAGUUUGCUAAGCCACCAGGUGCGAGGGUGGCUCCCACUGAGUCACCGAAAGCUGACACAGCAGCUCCCUCUAAACUACAAGGUGACCAAGUGGAUGCAGAAUCGCGUGAGACAAUUCUCGACGCUUCUGAUUUCAACAAGGGGCCUCUGUCUGAUUGGGAAACGGAGCUGCAGCAACUUAGAGACUCUAGACUUCGUGAUGCCCCCUAUAGGGCAGGGGAACAAGCAAAUGUUGUGACGGUUGACGCGCCUGUGGGUGCUCGAAAGUUUCUCGAGCAGGAAGCCGAGGCAAAAAAAGUUCCCGAGGAAAAGCAGGUUAGCAUUCCACCCGAGACUGGAGGUCUCAGUCCAGGGCCUUCGGCACCGUCUGACAUGGGUGCAGAUCGGCGUGAGUCGGUCGUGAUCGUCUACGAGAGAGAUGCACUCGGAAUGACUACCCCCAAUUUUGAAAUUCGAUUGAGGAACGAGCGAGAAAUUCGUAUCAAACAACACGAGCCACUUGCUGCGCAGCUGUUUGAGGGACCCCCGAGGUCGUUUCUCCGAGCAGACACUGAAGGAAGCUAUCCCAGGUCUCCGGUUAUCCAUCACGUGAGCUUCACGAGAGAAGGUCAUAUUCCUCCACCUGAAAAACCGGAGCCCGUUGAAGAAAAAGAAGUCAAGCAUUCUGUUUUGCCUGUCGGAGUGGACAUCGCACAGUGCACAGCAACAGAGUACCAAUCAUCGGAAGGGAAGCCCGUCACAUCAAAGAGUGAAGAGGAACCGGCCUUUGAAAAAGGUCAUAUUGACGAGCGCAAGCCAAGCGGCCAGUUAGACAAAGCAGAAAAGACCCCGAGCCUUCAAGAGGGAACGCUGGAUACCGAACACGUUGCGCAAUCUGCUUCAUCACUUGCCUCCACAGCAGGCGCCGAUGAUAAACGGAAGUUUUUCGGAGCAAGUCCUGCUGACGAAGUGCCUCCCAAAUACGACGAAUUAUCAAGCACUGCUGCUCAGAGCAAAGUGAUGCCAGAGCAUCGAGGUGUGGAAAGUACACAAGAAAGUGUUGCUCCAAAACCAGAAGCCAAUGUACCUUCCCGUGUGUUUCUUCCGACCCACGAGACCUCCCCACAAGGUGAAGCAGAACUAGACGGUGGGGUGCAAACUACAAAAGAGGCGACAAAUGCACCCGACAAGGAUGGAGAAGGAGCCCCUCGCACGUUUCUAUCAACCGCAGAGGUGAGCCCAUUGUCACAAAGUGGACUGAAGCCGCAAGCCACACCAAUGACCGAGGUCAUGAUUUCACAAGAGAAGCGGCACGAUGAGAAGACGGAAAUACCCGAAGAACAAGGCAUCAUGCUAGGGCCAUUAGAUGAGCAUCAACAGUCUACGCGGAAGGUAUCUGUGCAAGACGUGUCUACAAUAAAACCGCAAGCCACACCAGUCACCGAGGCCACAAUUUCACCGGACAAGCAGCACGAUGAGAAGGCGAAAAGACUCGAAGAGCAAGGCACGAUGCUAGUGCCAGUAGACGAGCUCGAGCCCUCCAGGCGGAAGGUAUCAGUGCAUGACGUGUCUGCAAUAAAACCGCAAGCCACACCAGUCACCGAGGCUACAAUUUCACCAGAAAAGCGGCACGAUGAGAAGGCGGAAAGACCCAAAGAGAAAGGCACGAUGCUAGUGCCAGUAGAUGAGCUUCAGCACUCUCGGCGGAAAAUAUCGGUGCAAGACAAGUUAUAA